GUCAUUUUAGAUUGCAAAGUAACCGCGACACAUUGACUUAAACGUCGCGUCGACUAGAUUUUGCUUUUGUUUUGGAAACUUUUUUUUCUGGGGAUUCAACGUUGAAAACUAGAUUAACGAUUCGGUCUCCAAAAGAUUUAAGCUAAACCCAAGAGGAUGGGAAAGCAGAACAGUAAACUUCGUCCAGAGGUGCUUCAAGACCUGCGAGAAAAUACGGUCACAGAUCAUGAGCUACAGGAGUGGUACAAAGGCUUCCUUAAAGAUUGCCCCAGUGGCCAUUUAACUGUAGAAGAGUUCAAGAAAAUAUAUGCAAACUUUUUUCCGUAUGGAGAUGCUUCAAAGUUUGCAGAGCACGUGUUCCGUACCUUUGAUACAAAUGCUGACGGAACUAUUGACUUUAGAGAAUUUAUAAUUGCACUUAGUGUUACAUCUCGGGGAAAGCUUGAACAGAAGUUGAAAUGGGCGUUUAGUAUGUAUGACCUGGAUGGGAAUGGGUACAUUGGCAGAAGUGAAAUGCUGGAGAUUGUGCAGGCAAUUUAUAAAAUGGUAUCUUCUGUGAUGAAGAUGCCGGAAGAUGAAUCAACGCCAGAAAAACGAACAGACAAGAUAUUCAGACAGAUGGACACAAACAACGAUGGUAAACUCUCCCUUGAAGAAUUUAUUAAAGGUGCCAAGAGCGAUCCUUCCAUUGUUCGGCUAUUACAGUGUGAUCCCAGCAGUGCAAGCCAGUUUCUGAUGUAAGAAAAAAUGUCUGGACAGUAAUGGAGGACCACUGGCUUGUCAUUCAAGCUUAGCUUGCAGCAGAUGCCUGUCAACUCAUUCCUCAUGGUUUGGUGGCCAGAUUUUGCUGUACCAUGCAUUACAGUGGCUGGCUUUCUGCAGCAACACAAGUGCAGCAUUCCCAUGCAGUGGAACCUUUCCACAGAUAUUCAGAGUUAAACUUAUGUUUACAUGCAGUUGUCUUGAGUUUUUUGAAUGCAGUUAAUACGUCUGAUGUGUCGCUUCAAUCACUUAUUGGUUAAGGAGGUUUGUAAAUAUUCAAUGAGUGACUAUGGAAAUAUUUGAGACUAGGUCAUAGCCAGAUGUUGAAAUAACAAUGAAUGUAGCUGACAGCUAAAAAGCUUAUCGUGAAGCGCCUGUGGCUCCUAUGCUUCUAUUCUAUAAGAAAAUUGCUUGCACUUAAAAAUGUUGGGCAUUUCAAAAUUUGGAGUAAAAUUCAAUGUUGAAAAGCAAGUCUAUAUUUAAUAUAAUGCUAUUUAGCCCUGUAUUUCAUUUCAAAGCUGGUUGAUGCAUAUAUUCAUAUUGAUAUUUUUAUCUGUUGAUAGUGAUUGAACACAUCACAAUUACCAGUGACUGUCAUGAACAUUUAAUAUUUGCCUAUUAUUGUAAAAUAUAUUGAUCAGAAAUUUAAGUUAAUUUUUUAUUAUGAAUAGAUGCAAAUCUCUUUUUAGGGUUGUGUAGGAAGGUGAAACUUCCAAUUUAUGUUGGCAGAAUAAAAUGUUAAAUGUACAGCAGUAGGGAAUUAUUGAAACGAAGGUCAAGUUUAUCUGUUUGCUGAUGUGUUGCAACAUCCUUUUGCAAUGUUUCCGUAUCUUCAGCUGUCAGUUUUUCAAAUCUUCUGUAUUCUGGUGUUACUUGACAUCUGCCCACUGCUGAAAAGUGUACCAAAAUAAAGCCUACAUCUUGUC
Messenger RNA from Pristis pectinata (smalltooth sawfish), 1688 nucleotides. RefSeq names its product hippocalcin-like protein 1. Lineage: Eukaryota; Metazoa; Chordata; Chondrichthyes; Rhinopristiformes; Pristidae. Gene Ontology annotation, molecular function: calcium ion binding. The record is from RefSeq and is a predicted model, not a curated record.